CUUGAGUCGAGCACCUUGGCUUCAUAUAGCAGCUCGUGAUGAAAGCACAGCGCCUUCUCGUCCUUGCUGUACAUGGGCUGGUUGGCGGGCGCCAUGGCAGACGUCAAGCAGGCAACAGCUCAAGGAUAGAAUCGAAAGCUAUUAGGGUAGAACGCGGGGAGUGGUGCGUGCCGGGGGAAAUGGCAGCGAGGGUGGAAGUUUUAGGUCUUGUUCAAGGGUCCGGCGCGUCAACAGCCUGACUCGCUUAGACCUGGACGCGUCUUCCAGAGUCCAAGCACGCCCAACACCACCACCUCCACCCAACACGAAACAGCGACGCGACAUCGCGCCUACCCGCCGUCCAUCAUGCCGCCCACCGAGACCUCCAUCCUGUCCAAUUUCCUCCUCCCCGCUGCGCCCCUCCCCAACAUCCUGACCCUCCGCCAGUUCACCGACCUCUUCCCACGCGCGCACCAGUCCAACCCUGCCAUCCCGCUCCUCUACCGCGAGUUACAGCAUCAACGCGCCAUCGAUACGGACGACGUGCGACGCAACAUCGCCGCAGAGGCCAAGCGUGGCGAGCGGCAGAAACGCGAAGUCGCGCGCGCACGGCGCCGGUCCGAAAAGGCCGAGUACGAGAGCCUCACGGGCGCUCAGCAGACAGACGUGAGAAUGGAGCAGGAGUUGUUUGGCCGCACAGGCAACGCGCCGGGAGCCAAGCCGCAUACGCUCGAGUCGAUGUUGCGGGAUAUGGAUGAGGCGGGGAAGAGCAUCGAGGAAGAAAUUGAGGAGCUGGAGGAAGAAUCCCAGGCCGUGCUAGCGGAUAUCAAAACCAUCGUGGGUGAUCUCAGCGACCUGAAAUAUGGACGCUUCAGUAAACCGGCGGCCGGAGGCGAGGAGCUGGGUCCCGAGACAGUCGAGACGCUCAAACAACUGAGGGCUGUUUGUCAGGAAAUUGACACGGAAUGAAUGGCGAAUCUGUGCCUGAUUCUCCGUUCAGACCCAACUACUCCACGUGACGAGUCUGUCGAGGCAUCUUAGUCUCUCAUUAUGGAAAACUGCUUAUACAGACGCUUUGAAUGGCCGAAAGUCGCUUCGAUAUCAGCACCAUACUAACGUUGGACCUGCUGCCCCAAGUCACCUCAUAAACGAAUGUCAGUAUGUCCCAAUGAUAGAAUCUCCUUUCGAUAAGAGUUUAGAGUUUGAAUGUAGCUAAGAUGCCUAUAGAGUACAGAUGGUCCUCGAUCGCUUCUAGACGUACGAAAUAUGGCCGACUUGUUAGACGGUGCACGCCUGACAGUGAGGGUCUGUCAUCAGCUUGUCACAGUCCAUCGAACCAACACGUCCCGGACAAGCAAGAAAGGCCAAAACUCCAAGAGUAAAAAGGUCGGCUCAACAAGAAUCACAACAGCAAAAAAAAAAAAAAAAAAAAAAACCCUGCAUAA
Aplosporella prunicola CBS 121167 is the source of this 1424-nucleotide messenger RNA. RefSeq lists its product as uncharacterized. Gene Ontology annotation, cellular component: kinetochore; Mis6-Sim4 complex. NCBI's taxonomy places the organism in Eukaryota, Fungi, Ascomycota, Dothideomycetes, Botryosphaeriales, Aplosporellaceae. Gene Ontology annotation, biological process: chromosome segregation. The transcript has a single exon. The record is from RefSeq and is a predicted model, not a curated record. The coding region runs from base 346 to 948 and encodes 200 amino acids.